Molecule: messenger RNA, 1368 nt
Organism: Volvox carteri f. nagariensis
Lineage: Eukaryota; Viridiplantae; Chlorophyta; Chlorophyceae; Chlamydomonadales; Volvocaceae
Exons: 9
Coding region: 1-1083 (360 amino acids)
Biological process (GO): iron-sulfur cluster assembly
Cellular component (GO): cytosol
Molecular function (GO): 4 iron, 4 sulfur cluster binding; ATP-dependent FeS chaperone activity; ATP binding
Source: RefSeq, a predicted model, not a curated record
AUGCCGGAGGUGCCAGAAAAUGCUAACCAACACUGCCCCGGCACAUCCAGCGAUCAGGCAGGCAAGGCAGCCGCAUGUGCCGGCUGCCCCAACCAGAGCGUUUGUGCCACAGCGCCCAAGGGACCCGAUCCAGAUCUGGCGGCCAUUGCACAGCGCAUGUCGGCAGUGAAAAAUAAGCUGCUGGUGUUAUCGGGCAAGGGCGGUGUGGGCAAGAGCACGGUAUCGGCCCAGCUGGCUUUCGCGCUGGCCAGGAGGGGGUUCGAGGUGGGCCUCCUGGACAUUGAUAUUUGCGGUCCGUCUGUGCCGAAAAUGCUGGGCCUGGAAGGACAGGAGGUGCAUUCGUCUAACUUGGGCUGGUCGCCCGUGUACGUGGAAGACAAUUUGGCGGUCAUGAGCAUCGGUUUCAUGUUGCCAAACCCGGACGAGGCAGUCAUCUGGCGCGGUCCACGCAAGAACGGGCUCAUAAAGCAGUUCCUGAAGGACGUGCAUUGGGGCCCGCUGGACUUUUUGGUGGUAGAUGCACCGCCUGGCACCUCGGACGAACACAUUACCAUCACGCAAUGCUUACAGUGGCGCGGUGCUGCUGGCAGCACCGCCGCCAUCAUCGUAACAACACCACAGGACGUGGCGGUCAUCGAUGUUCGCAAGGAGGUCAGCUUUUGCCGCAAGGUGGGCCUGCCGGUGCUGGGGGUCGUGGAGAACAUGGCCGGGCUGAUCACGCCUCUAGAGUGCUGCACCUUCACGGCAGCGCCCGUUCUUGCGCUCCUGGCGGAGCGCUUUCCAGGGGUUUUGCUGCGAGUUGGCACUGAGGUGUUCCGCGCGGGUGGUGCAUCGGACCGCAUGUGUGCGGACAUGGGGGUGGAGCUGUUGGGUCGGGUGCCUCUGGAUCCGGGGCUAGGAGCGGCGGCGGAUGCUGGGUUGCCGAUAGUGGGGCCGCCGCCAGGUGGCGACGACGGGGCAGCGGACGCAGCAGCGGGGCCUACGGCGGCGUGCCUGCCGGCGUUGAUGGCGAUUGUGGACAAAGUGGUGGAACGGACUGGGGGAAAGGUGCUGACGAUGCAGCCCCAGGAUAGGGUUGCAUGACGUUGCAUAGGUGCGGAAUCCAAUUAGGUACAUGAGCCUUGACAAUACCCUACCUUCGGGGUCGCGCUGGAUAUUGUAUAUGCAUGCAUUGCGAAGGGAGAAAUUGUGUGCGACGGUGGUGUGCGGCGGCUGUGGACGCUGCAGGUAUGGACUACUGCAUUUCCGCAACCAUCCAGCUUGCCUCAGUCCCCCUGAACGAAGGGACUGGGUGCGCCUGCGUGGCUUGUACGCCUUUACGCGUUGUUAAGAACAUGCUUAAUGUAAGCGUACAUCUGCGCGUGCCAA